UAGGUCCCACCCCAACACCAAGGGGAUUUAUGCCAGUGACUGACACAUCCGUCGUUCAAAGGCCUGGGAUGACCCCAGUGCAAUCGGGCAACCCUACACAAUCGGCAUCAAUACAACCAGCUGCAGCACCUGCUGCACCCCCACCAACUGUGCAGACUGCUGACACUUCAAAUGUACCUGCCCACCUGAAACCUGUAAUCACGACCUUAACUAGACUUUUCAACGAGACCUCUCAAGCACUGGGAGGAUCACGUGCAAACCCAGCUAAGAGGCGUGAAAUAGAAGACAAUUCAAAGAAAAUGGGUUCCUUAUUUGCCAAGCUCAACAGUGGAGACAUUUCAAAAAAUGCUUCUGAUAAGCUUAUUCAGCUCUGCCAGUCAUUGGACAAUAACGAUUUCGGUACAGCACUACAAAUCCAGGUUCUUCUUACUACUAACGAGUGGGAUGAAUGCAACUUUUGGCUUGCAACCCUGAAACGGAUGAUUAAGACGAGGCAGAAUGUAAGGUAAG
This is a messenger RNA of Hibiscus syriacus, 510 nucleotides long. Its product is annotated as protein transport protein SEC31 homolog B-like. Gene Ontology annotation, biological process: COPII-coated vesicle cargo loading; endoplasmic reticulum organization; endoplasmic reticulum to Golgi vesicle-mediated transport. The record is from RefSeq and is a predicted model, not a curated record. The coding region runs from base 30 to 509 and encodes 159 amino acids. Gene Ontology annotation, molecular function: structural molecule activity. Lineage: Eukaryota; Viridiplantae; Streptophyta; Magnoliopsida; Malvales; Malvaceae. The transcript is spliced from 3 exons. Gene Ontology annotation, cellular component: COPII vesicle coat; endoplasmic reticulum exit site.